Molecule: messenger RNA, 3458 nt
Organism: Venturia canescens
Lineage: Eukaryota; Metazoa; Arthropoda; Insecta; Hymenoptera; Ichneumonidae
Gene: E(z)
Product: histone-lysine N-methyltransferase E(z)
Exons: 11
Coding region: 160-2451 (763 amino acids)
Biological process (GO): heterochromatin formation
Cellular component (GO): ESC/E(Z) complex; nucleus
Molecular function (GO): chromatin binding; protein binding; histone H3K27 methyltransferase activity
Source: RefSeq, a predicted model, not a curated record
CGGAUUACUUCUGACGCCGUCUAACUUGUCUGUCUCUCUUGUCUUUGUUGCUCCAUUGGACAGAGGAAUAUAUAAAAAUUUAUAAUUUUUGAAUGUGUGCCUAUAUUUUUUCGACUAUUACACUCUAGUUUUAAUUCAAAAAUUGUUUUCAACUUGACAAUGUCAAAAACGAAAGUAACCGCCGAAUGGCGGAAACGCGUUAAAUCGGAGUAUAUGCGUUUGCGACAACUGAAACGGUACAAACGAGCGGAUGAGGUAAAAAUCGCUUGGAACCAAAAUCGCAGAGUUAUGACAGAAUUUAUGGUUGCGGAACAAAAACGUUUGGCAGAGGGAAAGGCGAUGUGGCUGGCGAUGCAGGACAUUCCCGCACACGUUUCUUGCAUGAAAAAAGCUGAGGCUACAAGCUCAGACGGAGAAGUGCAGACUUGUCCAGUGAAAAUAAUUAAUGCAGUAACACCAAUACCGACUAUGUAUACAUGGGCCCCGAUACAGCAAAAUUUUAUGGUCGAGGAUGAAACAGUUCUUCACAAUAUUCCUUAUAUGGGUGAUGAGAUUCUUGACGAAGAUGGAACUUUUAUAGAAGAGUUGAUAAAAAAUUAUGAUGGAAGGGUUCACGGAGACAGGGAAUCAGGAUUUAUGGACGACUCGAUCUUCGUUGAUUUGGUAAACGCAUUGCUCGUGUAUGAAAAAGACGAUAAAGAGAAAGAAGGACCCAAGAAAGGAAAAGAAUCUUCAAAGGAGAAAGAAUCCUUGAAAGAUGAAAAAGAGAAAGGGGAAAUAAAGAUUGAAGUGAAGAGUGAAGACCCAGACGAUCACAAAGACAAGGACAGUCCACGGUUUCCUUCGAUGCAAAUAUUUGGGGCAAUUUCGUGUAUGUUCCCGGACAAAGGUAGGCCCGAGGAGUUGCGCCAAAAAUUCAUCGAACUGACUGAAAGAUCUGAUCCCAAUGUUCUGCCUCCGGAAUGUACACCCAACAUUGAUGGAGUCAAUGCGAAAAGUGUCCCUCGAGAACAAACUAUGCACUCUUUCCACACGUUGUUCUGUCGACGAUGCUUCAAAUACGACUGUUUUCUACAUCCAGCCAGGGGGACAUCUCCGCAAGGUCUACAAGUCUGUCAUCCCGGACCAAAUUUGCAGAAACGGAAAGGACCGGAUCUCAAACCGUUUUCAGAGCCUUGUGGCUCCGAAUGUUACAUGCAUUUGGAAGGCAUGAAGGAAAAACUGGCAGCUCAAGCAGCCGACAUAAAAGAGGAGGAUGGUGAUGACAAACGGGGCGGACCACGUAAAGUACGAAAGCAAGCGAGCGUGGAUUCUGGCAACGAAGCGAGUAGCGAGGACAGCAAUGACAGUAACAAAUACAGUCAGGGUGGAAGUUGUCAAGAUUUCAAGCAAAACGUUAAUAAAGAAUCGAAAGAUGAGCAAGAAAUGGAAGAUCAGGCACAGCCCGAAAAUCAAACGCCUUUCAUGCUGCUGGGUCUAGAAAAACGUUUAAAAAGCUCGUUCUCUUGGACCGGAUCGGAGCAAAGUCUAUUUCGUUCCUUACACAAAGCAUUUCCCGGCAACCCUUGUGCUCUCGCGCAAAUAAUGUUGACGAAAACUUGCAAGGAAGUUUAUCAGUUCGCUCAGAAAGAAGCUUCCGACAUACCGGCUGUUGAAAGCCUCAAAGACUUUACUCCACCUCGCAAGAAGAAGAAAAAACAUCGUCUUUGGUCCAUGCACUGUAGGAAAAUACAGCUGAAAAAAGAUUCUGGUGCAAAUCACGUGCACAAUUUCGCUCCCUGCGAUCAUCCGGGUCGCCCUUGCGACAAUUCGUGUCCUUGCAUACAGACACAAAACUUUUGCGAGAAGUUUUGUCAAUGCAGCAGCGAGUGCCAGAAUCGUUUUCCCGGCUGUCGUUGCAAAGCGCAAUGCAACACGAAGCAGUGUCCGUGUUAUUUGGCUGUGCGAGAAUGUGAUCCGGAUUUGUGCCAAACUUGCGGCGCCGAUCAGUUCCACAUUACAAGAAUAUCCUGUAAAAACGUCAGCGUUCAACGUGGUCUUCACAAACAUCUUCUCAUGGCACCUUCAGACGUGGCAGGCUGGGGAAUCUUCCUCAAGGAUUCUGCUGGAAAAAACGAAUUCAUAUCGGAAUAUUGCGGCGAAAUAAUAAGCCAAGACGAGGCCGAUCGACGUGGAAAAGUUUACGAUAAAUACAUGUGCAGUUUUCUCUUUAAUCUCAAUAACGAUUUCGUCGUCGAUGCUACAAGAAAGGGAAACAAAAUCAGAUUCGCCAAUCAUUCGAUCAACCCGAAUUGCUACGCCAAAGUUAUGAUGGUUAACGGCGAUCAUAGGAUAGGCAUUUUUGCUAAGAGGGCUAUCCAACCUGGAGAGGAAUUAUUCUUCGACUACAGAUACGGUCCCACCGAACAGCUCAAAUUUGUCGGUAUCGAGCGCGAAAUGGAAUUUCUGUGAUGUCAGAAUAUCACAAACGGACAAUCGGUUUUGUCCAAUUGUACAUAUGAUUCAAAAUUAUGAUGAAUUUGUGAUCGGCGAUUUUUUUCAUAAGACAAUGAAUAAGUUCGUCUAGAUAGAGAAAUCAAUGUCCAAAGGAACAUAUUUUUGUUAUCAACUUCGUAAAUAUGAAUUGAUCUUACACGAUUGAUCAUAGUCCUUCAAGUAUCAAGCGUUUCUCGUAUUUACUUCUCCAUUCCGAGUAUAAAUGAAGAUGGGAAUGAUAAAAAUUAAGAUAAUAAAAUUCCGAUGGAAAAUCGAUCGAAAUGAAGUUUCAAAACGUCCUCGCCAAGAGUUUUUUUAAAUUGGAAAAAUUAUUUGAAGAUUGGCUCCAAAUUGUGAUUAAAAUCGCGUCAUUGGAUGACAGUGUACAUGCAAUGACGAGCCUCAUUCACCGAGACGUGAUUGAAGUUCAUUUUUUCAACAAUAUUCGUCAAUGAAAUAUUCGAUUUAAAGUUUAAAAAUAAAAAAGAAAUAUCCAUUGUUCAAAAUCAAGACAAUUUUCCAUUUUUUUUCAUCGUUUUAAAUCACUUUAAUCCAGCAAUUCAAUCGCUCAGUGUCAACCGGUACUCCAGCGCUCUUGACGUCCGAUUACACUCGUCGUAUAAUUACCAUUCUCGGGAAUAUAGCGAAAAUCCCUUCCACUAUCCCGGCCGAGACUGGACGAACGAACACUUGUCACCCCCAGGAAUAAUUAACGAGUUAAUUAACCCAGAGUCGUGACGAGUUGGAGUAACAUUAUUUACUAUUAUCACGAUGCAUACACGCUCUGUACAUAUACGCGCCGGAACUCGAUUUUCUUACUCAUUCAUUUUCGUAUAUUUAUCCGCAUUUUUAUUUUCUACUUUUCUGUCCAAAUAAUAUCGAGGACUCGAUGAUUGUUGGAUAUUCAUUCGUUUUUUAGAGGAAAAAACAAAUAAUGUAAAUGGAAAUGAUAUUAAUAAAAAUUGUUAGCAUUCUCAAGUGAA